AUGGCGAUCUCCUCCUCUAUUGCUCUCCUCCUCUCCCUCUCCGCCGUCUCCUCCACCGCCUCCGACUCCUACUACUACUGCUACGUUUGCCGCGGCCGCAACCCCGUCGCGCGCACGCGGUGCCCGGUCGAGCUCCCCCGCUGCGACCUCAUCUGCUCCGCCUCCGACCUCUCCUCCUCCUCCUCCUCCUUCGCCGGCGAUCUCCGCCGCGGCGACGGCGGCUGCGGCGCCGAGUGCUACAUCAUGCAGCUGUACCACGACGGUAGCUACACCAUCCGCUACGUCGACUGCUCCGUCGUCCCCUACUGCAGGCUCCUCUGCAAGGAGAGCCUCCCCGCGCCAUGCAGCGCCCGAUCAUCCGAGAUGCCGAUCGAACCUCGUGGAGGCCUCGAUCUUCCCGGCGGCGCCUCUCCCACCUCCGCUCCGUUUCCCCUCUACUACACGUGCUACCUCUACCGCCUCAUCGACGACGACGUCCGCGUCCUCGUCGACCUCACCCGGUGCGAGGACGACGAAUCCCCCUACUGCGCCCUCAUCUGCCCCGGGGCGGACCCCUCUCCGCCGCGGCCGCCGCCGCCGCCUCCCGAUUCCCCGAUCAUCCCCUCCGGCGCCGGCGCCGACGACAUGGUCUGCUACAUUGUCCAGAUGUACGACAUCUCCCGCUACGACAGCUUCUUCGUCGACUGCUCCCUCAUCGGCCGCUGCUCCCUCGGGUGCUCAUCGCAGCCCCCUCCCUUUCCGCCUCCCCUGCCGCCGCGAGAAGGAGAGGAGGGCUCGGAUCUCCGCGGAUCUAGGGUUUCGCGGGGGGACCGAUUGUUCGUUGAGUGUACUCCCCCCGACGAUCCGGGGGCUAGGGUUUCGACGGCGGCGGCGGAGGGAGAGAUCUACGACGCGACGGAGCUUUUGGUCGAUGAGAUGUGAUAAUGUGGAGGCGAACCUCUAGCUAGGAGGCCUAGGGUUCGGAUCAGUGCACUGUGGACUAUUAUAAGCCUCCUCCCAUUGCAGGUUCGGAGUGGUACGUUCACAAGUUUUCAUCAGAUAUUAUAGAACAAUUUGGAAAGCUCCCAGGUAUAUACUCUCUCUCUCUCUCUCUCUCUAUCUCGCUCUCUCUAUUUGUUUGGUUUACGGCGUAAUUUUGGCGAUAUACAAAAAGUGAUAGAAUUCAAAUUC
Messenger RNA from Ananas comosus (pineapple), 1170 nucleotides. RefSeq lists its product as uncharacterized. The record is from RefSeq and is a predicted model, not a curated record. The transcript is spliced from 3 exons. Lineage: Eukaryota; Viridiplantae; Streptophyta; Magnoliopsida; Poales; Bromeliaceae. Bases 1 to 921 code for a protein of 306 amino acids.